GUUAUUGUUUUUUUUAUCUUAAUACUUUGUGUAGCAAAGUAUCAAAGUUUAUUUUGUUAUUUCCAUCAUACACUUUGGCUCAGUAGGUAGAGCAGCGGACUUCAGAUUAAGGGGUGCCGAGUUCGAUUCCCGAUGGAAUCGUUCAUUUUAUAGCUCAAUUUAUUUUUUCUAAAGUUGAAAAUCGAUGAUUAAUUACUGAUCUAUUCGAGUCAAGUAUUAUUACAUAUUUAGGUUUUAUACCUUUUUGUCCAAAUCUUGCUUGGAAAUCAUUUGUUUGGAUAUAUAGAGAAAUCAUUGAAUUCACAAGGAAGGAAAUGUUACAGUAAAAAAAUAAUAAUUUAAUUUCGUAUAACAAGAAUAAUUCCCUUCCGCUCCCUAACCCCUCUUUUUUAUCAUACAUUUUGGUACAACUCUUACUCUAAAGAAUGUUUAUUAGCUUAUUGAUUCAGCUUUGACUCUUUGUUACGGGUAGGGUAAUGGGGCUUUUAUUGUAACUCCUGGUAAGUUGCAUCUUGUCAAUGCCCCCAAAAAUCACGUGAUAAUUGUAGGUACAGUUUUACUGAUAUAUUUUUUUUCAUAGAGAGUUUUAAAACCUUUACGUCAGUUCUAUUUUUAUUAUCACGUGCAUACUUGUACGUUUAAACCGCCAUUUUACUACUCAAGACAAUAGGAAGAUGUCAAAGAAAAUCAAAGAAUCCGAUGAAUCUCGACUCUCUAAACCUGGAAAAGAGGAGAUGAAAGGAAAGCAAGUAAAGAAGAUAGAAGAUCCUGUCUCAUCCACAAGUGGAAUGGAGCAAGAAAAAGGAGAGGACUUUAAAGGAAAGCAAGAAAGAAAGAUUGAAGAUCCUGUCUCGAGCACAAGUGAAAUGGAACAAGGGAAAGAAGAGAAAUUGGAAUUAAAGCAAGACAGAAAGAAUGAAGAUACCCCAGUGAGACAGAAUAUAUGUAUGGAGGAUGAUGAAAUCCCUUCAAGUCAACGAUGAAAACACCGAUAUCGUAUGUUUAACGAAGCGAAGAAGUUAAGAAAACGAAAACAUAGCUUCGUCAGGAAAAAUGGGUUUCAAUUAAAAUGAGGCUGAUUGCUUGUUUUAACAUGACGGUUUUUGGACAUUUUUUGUAAAUAAAGUUAAAUCUUGACUUAAACAUGAUGCUUUGAUUGAAAAUUAAAGAAACUGUUUUAUUAAUUUUGUUAGAAAUUUCAUUUGGAAUAUAGAAAAAAAAACCUGGAGGUUGAUGUUUGUUUGUAAAGACAAAAGUUCCAUACUUUGAAUAAAUAAAUUUGAGCAAUCAGUGUAUUUAGUUAAGGAAUGAUUUGUUAUUGAACUUGAUCAGUUUUUCAAAACCUUAAUGAGGAAAAAUUAUGUUGAAAUCUAGCAAGAUGUUUCUAGGUAAAUACUAUGAAAGCU
Molecule: messenger RNA, 1406 nt
Organism: Saccostrea cuccullata (small rock oyster)
Lineage: Eukaryota; Metazoa; Mollusca; Bivalvia; Ostreida; Ostreidae
Exons: 5
Coding region: 675-983 (102 amino acids)
Source: RefSeq, a predicted model, not a curated record